Messenger RNA from Sycon ciliatum, 3049 nucleotides. Its product is annotated as cyclooctat-9-en-7-ol 5-monooxygenase-like. Gene Ontology annotation, molecular function: monooxygenase activity; oxidoreductase activity, acting on paired donors, with incorporation or reduction of molecular oxygen; iron ion binding. Bases 483 to 2048 code for a protein of 521 amino acids. The record is from RefSeq and is a predicted model, not a curated record. The transcript has 3 exons. Lineage: Eukaryota; Metazoa; Porifera; Calcarea; Leucosolenida; Sycettidae.
ACUGGGCACAAUCUAGAAGUAGAAAAAGAGUUGCGCUGAUACUUAUCGGCUUGUAUUGUUCCAUUGCCGCUGACGGUAGAUGACCACACCUCAUCACAUGUACUCCACCGGCCUAACUGUGUGUACAUGUAGCUGGAAGUGGAACACAGACUUUUUUUGUUUUGUUCCACUGAUCACUGCAGUAGUGUACAGUACUCAGUAGUAAUGAGACCAACUCAGUAGUAAUGAGACCAAGACUAGCUGGGUCGUGCGCUGUGAGCAAAACAAGCAAAGCCGCGGCGCGGGUUUACGUCCUCUUGUCGUCUUGACUCUUGUUGUGCAGAUAUACAUGUAAUCCGCAACAUUUCUAUGUGGCGUGUAUUUGAGAUGUAAAUCUACUUAUCCAGUAUUUGAGUAAACAAUUAAUCAUCACUGCAAUUGUUGCGGGACUUACGCCGUUCCGAGCUCAACCGCUGUUCACAGUGUUGGCCAGUCCGUGUACGAUGGCAAUGCCGUUGGAGGUUCCUGUGGCAAAGGCGGUCCUGUACGCAUUGCUGCCUAUCCUGAUAGCGUGCUAUUUUCUAUUGAGAAAGGGGAAGACGUACGUAAACCUCCCUCCCAUGGUGGAGAAGGGAUACAGUAACUGGACUGGCCAUAUCCGGUUCAUCAUCGCCGAUUAUCAUGGUUAUGAUCAGCCAUGGCUGGCGAAUAUGAAGAAGUUGGCUGAUAGCUGUUCGCAUGGUGUUAUGGCUGUUUACAGUCUUGGGCCGAAGUGGUUAGCACGACCAAUGUACAUCGUGAAAGAUCCUGGCCUCAUCUCCGCUCUUCUUACCAGUGGAAAAGCAAACCGAUUUAGCAAUCUCCAGGAAGUUCAGGUAGCCACCUCUGGAAGAAUGAGCAUGGGGGCGUUAGUUGGCAAGGAGUUAAAGCGCCACCGGAAAAUUCUGACCUUGAGUAUCCUGGCAAAGAGACCCAUGGCACGGUUUGUGGAGAUAAUGACAUCUGGAGUGUGCGAGUACCUCGACACUCUGCCAACACCAGCCAGAGACUGCCCACUGGAUUUGGAUUUGGCAGAUCCAAAAGUGAUUGGGAUCUUGGUGGGCGAAGCCUUUGCUAAUUUUUCCUUUGGCGUAGACAUUUCAAGCCACAGCAAAGAUCCGGCUAAUGUUAAGUUAUGCAGGGAGCUUGAGUCUGCUGUCCGCUUCCUGUUCAAAGUGAUAGGUGAGCGCCUGACAGUUGCUGGCCCUCUCAAGCUCCUCUCCGAUCUCAACUUUAUCACAAACUUCAAGCUAUGGAGAACAAGUCGGUUUCUCCGUAAUGAAUUCAUUCUACCGGCAAUGCGCAAGCGCAAGGAAGAACUAGCCAGCGGCGCUCAAGUACCAGAUGAUGCGAUGACAAUGAUGCUGGAAUCUGGCGAUGCGGAUAAUGAGCCGUUUUCCGAGGAAGAGAUCUGCGAUGAAGGCGUGUUUAUGCUGUCUUCAGGCUUUGAAGCAACUGCAUUCUCCUUGCUAUGGGCUAUGUAUCACCUAGGUCGGUACCCAGAGCAGCAGGAAAUCUGCUACAAAGAAAUCCAAGAUGUCAUGUCCAAGCGCCCACCUGGUUCCCUUCCAACCAUAUCAGACAUUGAGGAGCUGUCUCAUAUGAGUUGCAUCAUCCAGGAGUCGAUGCGCAUGAAGAACAUCACCGAUGGUGCAGCACGUGACGUCAACGUUGACGUUGAACUGGGACCAUACACAAUCCCCGCCGGAAGUUCUCUACUCGCCCUCGGUAAGUGCAACGCGAUGUCUGAGGAAUCAUUCGAAAAUGCUGACCAGUUCAAGCCUGAGCGUUGGAAGAAUGAUCCCACCGGUGGUGCCAAGCGUCCUGGAGCCGUCAACAUACCGUUUGGCCUUGGUCAGUACAAAUGUUUUGGUCAGCCACUUGCCCUGGUUGCAAUGAAGUCAUUGCUUGCCGUGUGGAUACAGCGCUAUCGUAUUGAACUACUCUCUGAAGACAUAAAGCCCACUUACCGAGCCACCUUCAGCCCAACUGUCCUUCAAGUACGAAUGCACCCACGGGGUACACUGUAAAGACGGCCGGCAGAUCGGAUAACAUGUCUACCGUGAGAAGCCCCAGGAGCGUGCAAUUUUUCUUCUGCAUAUAGGGCUCCCGGCGGCACAACGGACAUCAUGUGGUCCACUGAUGCGAUUAAACUUUGUGCUACGAGUUAUAUUUACAGGAGGUGUUAGAGUCUUUACAUUCUGAACAUAUUACUCCCUUGCUUGCUGAAAAUGUUCCGGAUGCGUACAGUGAGAAUACCCCACAAAAACAUCAUGACAUUGAGCUUUCAGUGCCGCCACUCCUACCUCCUGGCAAAUCCAGGUGAGUUGCACACCCUUCUGGCUUGCCUUGUGAUGUUAGGCAUUGUUAAUGCAUUGUUGAUGCUGAUUUGAUUAUCAUGCCUUUCGUAAGUCUCACUCAGUUAUUUCACCCCAGGCAGUGCAUUUACACUUCUGUAAACUAUUGAUUUAGGCUACAGAUGAGCAAGGGCUGAAACUUACCCAACUGUUCUGCUGUGACCUCUGUGACGCACAAGUGCCAAUACAUGUACUUAUAUUCCCGUUCAUUGUUCAUACGCAGGUAUGUGUACAAGUCAUGUACUUUUAUCAGUGGUACGUGAUGAAGAAUCUUUUCUUGUUUUCUUUGAUUUAUUUUGGAAGGAAACUUUAAAUUUAACCGGUUAAACUGUGGAAUGAAUAUGCGGGCUCUGCUCCCCCCCCCCCCCCCCCCCCAAUUCCAAGUUCUGAUUUUUUCCAUCAUCGAUCACUAUUGCAACAAUCUCCUCCAUACGCUCUCUUUAUUGAUAUUGAUCACUAUUACCAAGAAUUAAUGUGCCCCCCCCCCCCUCCCCCCUCCCCACACACACACACAUUUACUGUUGUGUGACUCCACUAUUUCAACAUUUUAAAAGCAUAACAACAUAGAGCAUCUUUCAAGAUUUCUUUUGAAUCUCUCUACCAAAGUAACCGUUGCAUAUCCCACGGGAAGACCCGCAAGACCAGUUUCUGGCAAUGAGCAAGUACUCGUACAA